UCUCUCGUCUCCUCUUUUGAAUACCCACUUCAUCCCACUCCUAGAUUUUCCCCCUUCAAAGAAACAGAGCACUGCAGAACCAAGAAACAGGGGAACCAUAAAAGAAAGCCAUUGAAUAGAGUCCUUUCUCUCUCUCUCUCUCUCUCUCUCUCUGUCACUUCACCUUCCUCCUUCAUUUCUUGGUUUUCUUGUGAACAAAACCAGACAUGGAUUCGGGUUCUUGCGGAGACCAAGAACUGGAAGACAAGCAAAGAACGGGCCAGCCCCUGCGCGUGAACGGGCCCAUCAUUGUCGGCGCAGGCCCCUCCGGCCUCGCCGUCUCGGCCUGCCUCUCCGAGCUGGGAGUCCCUUCCCUCGUCCUGGAGAGAAGCCACUGCAUCGCCUCCCUCUGGCAAGACAAGGCCUACGAUCGCCUCAAGCUCCACCUGCCCAAGCAGUUCUGCGAGCUUCCCCUGCUCCCCUUCCCUCAGCACUUCCCCAAGUACCCGACGAAGGACCAGUUCAUCUCCUACCUCGAGUCCUACGCUUCCCACUUCGACAUCAAACCUUUCUUCCAUCAGACGGUCCAGAGGGCCGAGUUCGACGAGUCUUGCGGGCUGUGGAGGGUCCGGACUCGCGAGGGGCUCGAGUGCCUCUCGAGGUGGCUCGUGGUGGCCACGGGAGAGAAUGCCGAGCCGGCGACGCCGGACGUCGCCGGGCUCGAGAGGUUCCAGGGGCGGCGCCUCCACACGAGCGGGUACAAGUCCGCGUCGGAGUUCAGGGGCCAGCGGGUCUUGGUAGUGGGCUGCGGCAAUUCGGGCAUGGAGGUCAGCUUGGACCUUUGCAGGCACAACGCCACUCCUCACAUGGUGGUUCGCAACACGGUACAUGUUCUGCCCAGAGAAAUGCUUGGUUUCUCAACAUUUGGCGUGGCCAUGGUACUACUCAAAUGGCUCCCUCUAAGAUUAGUGGACAAAAUCCUCCUCCUAAUCGCCAACAUCACUUUAGGCAACACCGACCAACUGGGCCUCCGGCGGCCCAAGACCGGGCCGCUAGAGCUCAAGACCGCCACCGGAAAGACCCCCGUCCUCGAUGUCGGCACCCUCUCGCAGAUAAAGUCCGGCAAAAUCAAGGUGGUGGCAGGAGUGAAGGAGAUAACCAAGAAUGGCGCUAAGUUUCUGGAUGGACAAGAGGAGGAGUUUGAUUCCAUAAUCUUCGCAACCGGGUACAAGAGCAAUGUCACCAGUUGGCUCAAGGGGGUUGAUUUCUUCACCGAAGAAGGCAUGCCAAAGACACCAUUUCCUAAUGGUUGGAGAGGGGAUAAGGGUUUGUACACCGUCGGAUUCACGAGGAGGGGCAUCCUCGGGACCGGCUGCGAUGCGAUCAAGAUCGCCAGAGACAUCGCUGAUCAGCAACCAAGAUCUUCAUCCUUCUCACGUAUUGAGCUUCAGUUGUGCGUUCCCAACAACCGCUUUUGUAUAUAG
Messenger RNA from Rhodamnia argentea, 1463 nucleotides. Its product is annotated as probable indole-3-pyruvate monooxygenase YUCCA4. The record is from RefSeq and is a predicted model, not a curated record. Gene Ontology annotation, biological process: auxin biosynthetic process. Gene Ontology annotation, molecular function: NADP binding; flavin adenine dinucleotide binding; N,N-dimethylaniline monooxygenase activity. Bases 207 to 1463 code for a protein of 418 amino acids. NCBI's taxonomy places the organism in Eukaryota, Viridiplantae, Streptophyta, Magnoliopsida, Myrtales, Myrtaceae. The transcript has 5 exons.